Messenger RNA from Helicoverpa zea (corn earworm), 898 nucleotides. RefSeq names its product histidine-rich glycoprotein-like. Lineage: Eukaryota; Metazoa; Arthropoda; Insecta; Lepidoptera; Noctuidae. The transcript has a single exon. The record is from RefSeq and is a predicted model, not a curated record. Bases 86 to 823 code for a protein of 245 amino acids.
CAAAACGGAGUACGAGUAUAAAAACUAAGCAGUCGCGAGUUCAGGCAUCAGUCAACUGUGUAGAUCACAUCGGUGCACUGGAAACAUGAGGGCUUCACUGGUGUGUUGCAUAGCCCUAGCGGCGUUAGCGUACGUUAGCUGCAGAACUACCCGAGAGAAACGCGAUGCCGAUCUGGAGGUAGCGGCCAGCCAUCAUGGCGGCAAAUGGGAUAAGGGUGGCGGCCACGAACACCACGGUGAGCAUCAUCACGACCAUGGUGAAAAGGGACACAAAGGUUAUAAGGGACAUCACCACCACGAGCACGGUAAAAAGGGCCACCAUCAUCACGAAGGGCACAAGGGCCAUCACGAUGAACACGGCGGACACAAGAAGCAUCAUCAUCACGACGAUGGUCAUCAUCAUGAGCACCACCAUGGCGAGAAGGGUCAUAAGGGCCAUGGUCAUCACGAAGAAGGUCACUACCACAAAGGACACUCCACUAAAGGACAUCACGGCGUGCAUAAACACGACGAGUUCAAGAAAGAGAAGCACUUCCAUGACCAUCACCACGACGGUGGACACCAUGAGCACCAUGGCGGACAUCACGAAGAGCAUGGACACAAGAAGGGAGGUGAAUUCCACAAGGGACACAAGCACCAUGGACACCAUGAACACGAGCACGGCAAGAAGGGCCACCACGAGGAAGGAGGACACCAUCAUGAUCAUAAGGGACAUCAUGAGGAAGAUGGUCAUCACCAUCAUCAUCAUCAUCACCACGAUCAUGGCAAGAAGGGCGGCCAUGAGCACCACAAGCACUGGGGACACAAGAAGGGCCACAAGUAAAUGUUUCUCUGAGACUGAUACCUACCGAUGCGAGUUAAUGAAGUCUUUAUUUAGUUAUAUCUAAUUAAGCUUUCA